Messenger RNA from Penicillium subrubescens, 3375 nucleotides. Its product is annotated as peroxidase/cytochrome P450 family protein. NCBI's taxonomy places the organism in Eukaryota, Fungi, Ascomycota, Eurotiomycetes, Eurotiales, Aspergillaceae. The transcript has 5 exons. Gene Ontology annotation, biological process: response to oxidative stress. The record is from RefSeq and is a predicted model, not a curated record. Gene Ontology annotation, molecular function: monooxygenase activity; oxidoreductase activity, acting on paired donors, with incorporation or reduction of molecular oxygen; iron ion binding. Bases 1 to 3375 code for a protein of 1124 amino acids.
AUGUUGCGGAGAUUCUCUACCCAGUUCAAGAGGAACAAGGAUUCCAAUGGCGACGCCGAACAGCCCAAGAGCUCCAAGGAGAACAGCAAGCGCUUCUCCAAGGCCGCACAACCCGCGCGCAAGUCUUCUUCUCACGAAGAGAAGCAUGAGAAGCACGAGAAGCAGCAACCCGUGAACCGCGCCGAAGUCGUUGCUGUUUUCGAAAAGUAUGCGCAAGCUAUUCACGCCUCGCGCGAGCCUCUGCCCAACCAGACCGGCGAUGGCACCUAUCUCAAGCACGACCAGUCCUCUGGUCUGUUCAAUGACAUCAAGUCGCUCGGUUUCCGCGAUCUCAACACUGUCAAGGACUUGAUCAAGAACAAGGCCUCUGGCGAACUGAUCGAUGACAAGACCUACCUCAUGGAGCGCAUUAUUCAGCUUGUCGCCGACAUGCCCGGCCACUCAAAGAACCGUACCGAGCUCACAAAUCAGUUCUUGGAUGAGCUCUGGAACUCUCUUCCCCACCCCCUCUCUCGUGACUAUAUGGGCGAUGACUACAAGUACCGCUCCGCCGACGGCUCCAACAAUAACCCUACUCUCCCCUGGUUGGGCGCAGCUAAUACUCCCUACUGCCGCACUAUUCCUCCUCUGACCAUUCAACCCACUGGUCUCCCCGACGCGGGCCUGAUCUUCGACAGCCUGUUUGCCCGUCAAGAAUUCACCCCUCACCCCAACAAGGUGUCUAGUGUUUUCUUCGACUGGGCCUCUCUUAUCAUUCACGACAUUUUCCAGACCGACUACCGCCAACAGCACCUAAACAAGACCUCUGCUUACCUUGAUCUGUCUAUUCUGUACGGUGAUGUCAAGGAGCAACAGGACCUGAUUCGUUCUCACAAGGAUGGUAAGCUGAAGCCUGACUGCUUCUCCGAGGGCCGUCUGCAGGCCCUCCCCGCUGCCUGCGGUGUCCUGCUGGUUAUGCUUAACCGUUUCCACAACCACGUUGUGGAGCAGCUGGCUGAGAUCAACGAGGGCGGCCGCUUCACCAAGCCCCGUGAUGGCCUACCCGAGGAGGAGGCUAAGAAGGCUUGGGCCAAACGCGACGAGGAUUUGUUCCAGACUGGUCGUCUGAUUACCUGCGGUCUGUACAUCAACAUUACUCUGUAUGACUACCUCCGUACCAUCGUCAACCUGAACCGCACCAACUCGACCUGGUGCUUGGAUCCCCGUGCGCAGAUGGAGAAGGCCGGUGCUACUCCUUCCGGUCUCGGUAACCAGUGCUCUGUCGAGUUCAACCUGGCCUACCGCUGGCACUCUACCAUUGCUCAGGGUGAUGAGAAGUGGAUUGAGCAGGUCUACUUCGAUCUCAUGGGCAAGCCUGCUGAGGAGGUCAGCAUGCACGAUUUGCUGAUGGGUAUGAAGAAGGUUGAUAGCUUGCUGGACCCCGAUCCGUCCAAGCGCACCUUCGCCCGCCUGGAGCGCCAGGAGGACGGAACCUUCAAGGACGAAGAGCUCGUCAAGAUUCUGACCCACGCCUGCGAGGAUGUUGCCAGCUCCUUCGGUCCCCGUAACAUCCCUAAGGCCCUUCGUUCCAUCGAGAUCCUCGGUAUCGAGGCUUCCCGUAGGUGGCACGUUGGUUCCCUCAAUGAGUUCCGUAAGCACUUCGGCCUGAAGACUUACGACACUUUCGAGGAGAUCAACUCCGACCCCGAGAUUGCCAACAACCUGCGCCACCUGUACGAGCACCCCGACUACGUUGAGCUGUACCCUGGUAUCAUUUGCGAGGAGCCCAAGGAGCCCAUGAUCCCCGGUGUUGGUAUCGCCCCAACUUACACCAUCUCGCGUGCUGUGUUGUCUGACGCCGUCGCCUUGGUCCGUGGUGACCGUCACUACACCGUUGACUACAACCCUCGCAACUUGACCAACUGGGGUUACAACGAGUGCCGUUAUGACCUGAACAUCAACCAGGGCUGUGUGUUCUACAAGUUGGCCACCCGGGCUUUCCCUAACUGGUUCAAGCCCGACUCGAUCUACGCUCACUACCCGAUGACCAUCCCGAGCGAGAACCGCAACAUCAUGAAGAACUUGGGUCGUGAGCAGGAUUACUCCUACGAUCGCCCCGCGUUCACUCCGUCGCGCAUCAACCUCACCUCUCACCAGAACGCCAAGCUGGUUCUGGAGAACCAGAAGGACUUCAAGCCGGCCUGGAGCAGCGCUAUGGAGGAUCUGUUCGGCAAGGGCGAGUUCGAUGCUAAGCAACGCGAGGCCAUGGGCAAGGCCUUCAACACCGAGGACUUCCCCACCUUGGUCAAGAAGUUCUACGAGGAUGUCACUCUUCGCCUCAUUAAGGAGAAGGGCGCUAAGCUGGCUAAGAUCAACCAGAUUGACAUCACUCGGGACGUUGGCAACCUUGCACACGUCCACUUUGCCUCGGCCCUCUUUGGUCUGCCCUUGAAGACCGAGGAGAACCCCCGCGGCCUCUUCACCGAGCACGAGAUGUACAUGAUCCUCACCACCAUCUACUCUGCUCUCUUCUUCGACGUGGAUGCUACCAAGUCAUUCUCCCUGAACCGUGCUUCAGCUGCCGUCUCCCAGCAGCUCGGCAAUGUCAUCGAGGCUACCGUCAAGGCUAAUACCAACAGCGGCCUGUUGUCCGGUCUGCUGGACAACUUCCGUCCCCACGACAACGCUCUCCGCGAUUACGGCACUGCCGCUCUCCGCCGUCUGGAGGAGUCUGGUCUGAGCGCUUCCGAGAUCACCUGGUCCCAGAUCAUCCCGACCAUUGUCGGUAUGAUUCCCAACCAGGGCCAGGUUUUCACCCAGAUUGUCGAGUACUACACCUCGCCCGAGGGCAGCAAGCACUGGGCUGAGAUCAACCAUCUCGCUAAGGAGGAUAGCAAGGAGUCCGAUGAGACUCUCUACCGCUACUGCUUGGAGGCUAUCCGCAUCAACGGUACCUUUGGCGCUUACCGCGAGGCUCAGAAUGCCGUCACCGUCGAGGAAAACGGCAAGACCAUCGAGAUUCAGCCCGGCAACAAGGUCUUCGCCUCCUUCGUCCAGGCAAAUCACGACCCCAGCGUCUUCCCCGAGCCCAGCGAGGUCAAGCUCGACCGCCCUAUUGACUCAUACAUCAACCACGGCCAAGGCCCCAGCACUGGAUUCGGCCAGGAGAUCACCAAGAUUGCCCUCGUUGCCAUGCUGCGUGUCGUCGGUCGUCUGGAGAACCUCCGCCGCGCUCUCGGUGCCCAGGGUCAACUCAAGAAGGUCCCCCAGGAGGGCGGCUACUACGUCUACCUCCGCCAGGACGGUACAUCGUACUUCCCUUUCCCAACGUCCCUCAAGCUCCACUGGGACGGCGACUUCGACUUCUCCAAGACCCAGCCCUCAAAGAAGCACUAA